GGUAUUCGAAUAUCGUCAACACUUCCCCUCUGUGAUGUUUGGAACAAUAGGAAGAAGUUCAUCGAGCGCAUGUGUCUUAAUUGUACCUAUAUUAAUAAUAAUGCACGUGUAUUCCAUUGAGGCUCAUCCGCAAAGAAGAUAUACUGAGGAGGAAAUUUGUUAUGAAACAAGGAAAACAUUCGAGACAGUGAAAAAAUGCCCAGAACAUCACAGCGUUAUCAUACAAAGAUCACAGAUGAAAAAUUGCAGCAAAUAUCCAAUGUGCCAUGAUAAACAAUUGAUAUAUCAUUGUUUUGGAUAUAACGAAUCCUUUGUUGAAGUGUGCGCUCCAAUAAGUCGGAUAGUAGGUAAUUUCUGUGUUCUGUUUGACUACGGAGUUGGAAGAAUAUUACCAGACUACAACAAGCCAUGCCCCGAAUGUCCAUCAAUAUACUCGUCAAAUGAAUCAUCAACAUAUUUAUCGUGUGUUGCACCAAUUUUGAGUACAUCUACAACUAAAACUGUUUUUGAUUCAACUUCUGACCUUGCCAAAUCAAACAACUUAAAAGAAAAACCAGCUAAAGGACACAAUAUCCGCCUUAUUUCAAAUCUGCCCGAACGCACCAACAGUGCUAGAUUGACAUCUGAACCUCUGGUAACAUCUACUCGUUUUAUGAUACCAGGGAAUGACACCAUCCAUACACGAGAGAACAGUAGUGAUUCUGCUGAAAUGUAUAUCAUAAUAAUUGGUUCAAUUUUCAUCAUGAUUGUGGUUGGAUUUGUUUUGUACAAAA
Messenger RNA from Magallana angulata, 773 nucleotides. RefSeq lists its product as uncharacterized. The record is from RefSeq and is a predicted model, not a curated record. NCBI's taxonomy places the organism in Eukaryota, Metazoa, Mollusca, Bivalvia, Ostreida, Ostreidae.